AUGGAGAAGCUCCCCGUAGAGAUUCUCUGCGAGAUUAUUGACUGUACGCCCUAUCUCACCCCACAUGAGCGGGUACAGCUUCAAUCGGUAUCGCGGCGACUCUUCUCGGUGGCCCGCGACAACAACCUCUGGCGACUCCACUGCUUCGAGGGAUCAUGGAGCGCUUCCGGAGCCUUGCGUCCCUCCACCAACGGCUCCUCGCAGAGCCUCGUCGCCAACCCGACCGCCUCGCUCAGCGCCCUCGGCCACACCUCUCUCCGAUCUCUGAUCCAGCCCCGCGCGUCCCGUAACGACCCCCAGGAUAAAUCCCCGUCCUAUGGCCUGCGAUCCCGAGCGGCGGCGGGGUGGGAUCCGUCUUAUGAGGGGGAAGAGGUGAACUGGUACUCGGAAUACAUUGCCCGGAAUGGACCGAUCUCGCUCAGCUGGAUGCAGCAGCCUUUCACCAAGGUCUCCCAGGGCCAACGGCGGGACUACCGGGAGGUGAAAGGUAUGGGGUUGCUCCGCGACUGGAGUUCGGCCAGAGAGAAUAAAGUGAUCGCGCCCCUUGAUGAUGGGAGCGUUUGCAUCUGGGAUCUCAACCACUCGCACUCGAUCGGUUCCCGCAACACCAAGGGCAAAGUUCUUGGGGUGAGCUCGCCAGGGAUCUUGAUGGCGAACCUGUCCGGGCGACGGGACAACUCCGGGACGAAGCAGGCCCUGGAAUUCGUCAACCUGGGCGAAUGCGUGAGCGUAGACUCCAUCCGUCGCAGAGCCUAUCUGGCUGUUGGGAACAUCCUAAACGAGGUCGAUCUCGAGACUCUCAGCGUCAUCUCUCAACAGCGAUACCCAUGGUCUGUGUUUGCCUUGUCCCAGGAGACUGAUUACUCGGUACCGUUGACGCUGGCGACCACACUAAGUCUGCAUAUAUACGAUGGUAGAAUGUCGGCGAUGGAAGAGGAAGCGGCCAUCAACCUACGCUGUGAGGAGCCAACUGUGUCUUUGGUCCCCCAAUCCCAGAUCUAUGCCCCUCCGGACUCGCCCCUUCUGCAACUCCAACCGGACGGUCGACCCCCCCAUCGAAUCCGAAGCCCAGACCCGUCAAACAACAGUGACAACUACGCCCCGUUGUUCCAACCAGGCCCUCUUUCGCUGCUUCAUGCUCCUGCACCGCAUGUGAACUCGAUUUUCCUCGCCGGCCGCUUCCCCAGCAUCUUACAAUACGAUCGCCGCUUCUUCCCACGCUUACAAAACACCAUCCACUCGGGCGGUCAGCUCUGCGGUCUUGCUGCUGUUCCCGCGCCCCGGUUUCCUGUCUUCCCCAGUUCCGAGUUCCCAACCUCCCAUAAGCUGGUCGCUUGUGGGGACUAUAAGGGUCGUGGAUCCCUGGAGCUCUACGACCUGUCACCUUCAGGCAACAAUUACAAGGCCGAUCCAUCGGGUUGCUCGUCCUCGCUGUCGAUGGCGUACCAGAACCGGCAGAGUGUCGCCCGGUCGAAGGUGCUCUCGGUUGAAUCCCACGGGACUCGAAUCGUUUUCUCCGACGCAGAUGGCAACAUCAAGUGGGUGGAGCGCGAUGGGCGGUCGGAAGUCCGCCGCCUGAACAUCAACGCCUACCAACCGCAACGGCGAUGGAACCAGCAGCCCGGGGGCGCCUCCAUUCGCUCUGGGGGUGGUGGGGUUGAGGGGGAGGAAGAGCAUGCGCCUGGUCUCUGGGGUAGUCUAUCACGGUCCCGCAAUGACGGCGAGGUGGCGCGAAAAAUUCUCCCUACUGGCGCAAGUUUGACGGGCGAUGAGCUGCUCGUGUGGACCGGUGAGCACAUUGGACGGGUUCGAUUUUCGAACACCCCUGAAGCGGAACUCGACCAAGACGACGAGGAUGAAGACAUGGUCAUUGACAAAAAUAUCGGCGAGGCUGAGGUCGAAAAGAGGCAAAAUGACCGACGCGAGCUGCGACGGCGUGAACAUGAAUAUGCGACGAUGAUGCGGCGGGCCCUGGUGAGACAGGCCGAUGAGGUGCGGCGGAUGGGUGGUCUUGGGCUGUGA
Molecule: messenger RNA, 2022 nt
Organism: Aspergillus heteromorphus CBS 117.55
Lineage: Eukaryota; Fungi; Ascomycota; Eurotiomycetes; Eurotiales; Aspergillaceae
Exons: 2
Coding region: 1-2022 (673 amino acids)
Biological process (GO): protein polyubiquitination
Molecular function (GO): protein binding
Source: RefSeq, a predicted model, not a curated record